Molecule: messenger RNA, 1449 nt
Organism: Cucurbita pepo subsp. pepo (vegetable marrow)
Lineage: Eukaryota; Viridiplantae; Streptophyta; Magnoliopsida; Cucurbitales; Cucurbitaceae
Product: dihydroceramide fatty acyl 2-hydroxylase FAH1
Biological process (GO): fatty acid metabolic process; lipid biosynthetic process
Cellular component (GO): membrane; endoplasmic reticulum
Molecular function (GO): fatty acid 2-hydroxylase activity; iron ion binding
Source: RefSeq, a predicted model, not a curated record
AUGUGAUGGGUUGGAGGUUGGGGCCGAACAAAAAAGUGGGUUAGAGUGGACACAUCCAUCUCAAGACGGGCGUAGCGUAAAAGUUCAAGUCUUGACUCAUUUUGAAAGGACCCAUUUUUGGUUUUGGAUUUUUGACGUUCAUGGGAAAACGGGAAAAUGCUGGCAUUGUGAAUUUGUGAGGCUGAGCUAAGAUUUCGAUUCCAAAGGAGUGGGUGCUUUUGAACCUCCCGUUCUAAUAUAAAGCCCCCAAUUUGUGUUCUCAAAUCUUAGGCUUUCUUUCCUUUUCUUUCUUUCACGGGUCUUUUUACCUUUCGCUCUUAAAGCUCCUUAAGAUCUCGUGAUAGGGCUGGAGGAGGGCAUUAUUAUAGAAGGCCGAAGUCAUCUCGUGGAACCCUUUCUACUAUCCUUCUCUUGGGUUUCUCCGUCUCCCUUGCAUUCUGCCAAAAAGUAAGAAGAUUCCAAGAUGGCUUCAAAGACUUUUACUGUAGAUUUAAACAAGCCUCUCGUUUUCCAGGUUGGCCAUCUUGGAGAAGCUUACAAUAAAUGGGUUCACCAGCCAAUUGUUAGCAAGGAGGGCCCUCGGUUCUUUGGAAAUGAUUUUUUGGAGAUGUUGACGCGCACAGUAUGGUGGGUGAUUCCACUUGUUUGGCUGCCAGUGAUUUCCUGGUUGGUUUCUGUGUCUUUGUCAAGGGGCCUUACUCCUUCAGAUGUGGCUUCAUGUUUGGCUGGUGGGGUUUUCAUCUGGUCUUUGCUUGAGUACACAUUGCACCGCUUUCUUUUCCACAUGGAAACAAGAAGCUAUUGGGGAAACACUCUGCAUUAUCUACUUCAUGGUUGUCAUCACAAGCAUCCAAUGGACGGACUCAGACUCGUCUUCCCACCAGCUGCAACAGCUAUCUUAAGUGUGCCGUUGUGGGUCGUGAUUAGACUUACAUCGACUCCAGCAGUAGCUCCUGCUUUGUUCGGAGGUGGUUUGUUGGGAUAUGUAAUGUACGACGUAACUCAUUAUUACCUGCAUCAUGGAAAGCCAACCUCAGGAUUGUCUCAAAAUUUGAAGAGAUAUCACUUGAACCACCACUUCAGGAUUCAAAGCCAAGGAUUUGGUAUCACUUCUCCAUUGUGGGACAGAGCAUUUGGAACAUAUCCUUCUACUAAACCCAUUCAGGAAAACAAAUGAAGAUGUUGGCUGCACAAAUAUUAUCUCAUCACUAGAUUUUUGUAUGGGGUUUGUUCUUCUUUUUUGUACAUUAAGCGUUAAGUUCAUGCUUUGACAACCGUUAUAUAUAUAUAUAUAUUUUGGGCGACAGGGUAGCGCCUGCAUAUCGCCCGCCUUUCUUGAAUACUCUAUUCUUCUUUCUUCCUUCUGGUUAUCAGAUGAGGUAAGCUGUUUUCAUGUUCAUCAACUAUGGAGCUAUACUUGAAUGAGAAUUGUGUAUUUGCAUUUGUAAA